UUCACCAGGUAACAAGCCUGGCCCUCUACAUGCAUGAUCACCGCCUCGUUCUUUCUCGCUCUCGCUCACCUCUCUCCCCCUCUCUCCUGAGAUAGGACUGCGACCAGGGCUAGAGCCUGGAAAUCCGCCUGCGCCCACUGCCCCUCGACCCCCACCUUUGCCACUUCUGCUGGCAUCCAGUCUCUGAGGGAGGUACAAUCUCGCAGCACCACCUCUGGCCAGGUCCUGCCUUCUCCCAACCCACUCCAGACUCCAGGAUGCUGUGUUUCCUGAAAGGGAUGGCCUUUGUCCCUUUCUUCCUGGUCAUAUGGUCCUCUUCCGCCUUCAUCAUUUCAUACUUGAUUGCCGUGUUCUUCGGCCAUGUCAACCCCUUCCUUCCAUACAUCAGUGACACAGGAACGGUCCCUCCUGAGAGUGGCAUCUUUGGAUUCAUGUUCAACUUCUCUGCAUGUCUUGGUGCAGCCACCAUAUACAUGAAAUACAAAAUGGUGGAGAAGCAAAACCAAACCUGCUAUUUCAGCAAUCCAUUUGCUAACCUGGUGGCCUUAGUUGUUGGAUUAGUGGCCUGUUUCGGAAUGGGCAUUGUGGCCAGUUUUCAGGAGUUGUCUCUUCCCGUGAUCCAUGAUGGAGGUAAGCUGUUGGUUUUUGUCUGUGGUGUCAUGUACAUACUCCUUCAGUCUAUCAUCUCUUACAAGUCGUGCCCUCAGUGGAGCAAAAUUUCAAUCUGCCACAUAAGGAUGGCCAUCUCCACUGUGUCAUGUAUAGCUGUUAUUCCUAUGAUUGCCUGUGCCUCCCUAAUUUCCAUAACAAAGCUGCAAUGGAAUCCAGAGGAAAUGGAUUAUACCUAUCAUGUAGUCAGUGCCAUCUCUGAAUGGACAGUGGCUUGCAGUUUCAUUUCCUUCUUCCUGACUUUCAUUCAAGAUUUUCAGAAUGUCACUUUGAAGAUAAUCACUGAAAUAAAUGAGUGCUGAAAAAAUAAGCCUUCUUCUAGUCAGCACAACUUGUGGAUUGGAAAACCAACCAGUACCAAGAAGCUGGCCUUCAGUGGUGACCUAGAGGCCCAGAGGAAGCCUACGGCUUGUAAUUCUCCCGCCCUCCAAUCUCUGUAUUUGUACUGAUCUCAAAGAUAUGUUUCCAAAAAGCUUUAGGAAUUAUAGAGAUCUACAUACUUUACUGAGAAGGCACUUUAAAAUAAAUAAACUAACGAAGUUAAU
Messenger RNA from Monodelphis domestica (gray short-tailed opossum), 1214 nucleotides. The record is from RefSeq and is a predicted model, not a curated record. Lineage: Eukaryota; Metazoa; Chordata; Mammalia; Didelphimorphia; Didelphidae.